This is a messenger RNA of Punica granatum (pomegranate), 5358 nucleotides long. Lineage: Eukaryota; Viridiplantae; Streptophyta; Magnoliopsida; Myrtales; Lythraceae. The record is from RefSeq and is a predicted model, not a curated record.
AGAGAACAUCAUAGCGUUCCCAUCCUUAAGGAUGUUAAAUAUACAUGAUUGCUACAUCAUGAAGAGUUUCGUCUUAUCAUGCAAGAGGGAGCAAGAAGCCCCCAUGAUGGCUGGUGAUGAUAGCUCAGACUCGAAGUCUAAGGACGACAGCCAUGCCGUCUUCUUCAAUACAAAGGUUCAUCUUCCGAGCUUGGAGGAGCUAUCGCUCGAAGACUUAACUUGUGAAAAGAUAUGGCAUGACAAACUCCCUCAAGGAUCCUUUUGCAAGCUAGGAGAUCUCCGUAUUGGCUGGUUUGGCAAUCUAUCAGUUGUCUUUCCUUCAACUUUCAUAGAAAGAUUGAAGAAUCUGAAAAGCAUCGACGUUAAAUUUUGCAUAUCUCUAAGAAGACUAUUUUGUUGCCAUCUAUCAUCAGUUGUCCUUCCUUCAACUUUUAUAGAAAGAUUGAAGAAUCUGGCAAGUGUUUGCGUGGAAGAUUGCUCAAUUCUAAGAAGACUAUUCGCACCUGUUUCACGGGACUCUGACGAAAAGCUCAAAUGGAUGAGUCUACCUGAACUGAAAGAAGUGGAGUUAUAUUUCCUGCCACGACUGACGCAUGUUGUGGGGGUGGCUCCCGCUCCCAUAGGGUACUACUGGGAUUUCCAAGUCUAACAACAGUUGAAGCGGGGUAUUGCCAUAGUUUAAUGGAUAUGUUCCCCACUGCCACAGCCACAACACUCUCAAAGCUAGAGGAAGUUUCAAUUCAAGGUUGCGACAGCAUGGAAGAAGUGAUUGCGAAAGAAGAAGAAGAAGAAGAAGAAGAAGGGGAAGGGAUUUACGAACUGACAUUCCCUUGAUUGAGUUCGCUGAAACUUCAUUAUCUGAAGAAUUUGAUCUGUUUCUCUUCUGCGAGUUGUUCAUUUUACUUUCCAUCCUUAGAAGACCUACAUUUGAAGGACUGCCAUAAGAUGGAGGCAUUCAUCUCGCCCAUAGCACAUACUGAAACUGCAGCAUUAUUCUUCAAUGAGAAGGUCAAGCUUCCGAAAUUGGCGAAAUUAGAGAUUGGUCGAAUAGGAUUGAAAGAGUUAUCAUUGCACACUCAGACCCCUCCUGGGUCUUUGCAAAGCUUUAGGCAACCUGUUAUGUUCAGCUUCCCUGAGUUUCAUGGUGGUCCAUCCUUUGCAAUGAAGAGGUUGCAGCGACUGGAGAGGCUGACGUGCUUAGAGAUCUAUGAUUGCCAGCAAAGAAAUCUUUUCACAAGUUCACAAGUGAAAUGCCUGCGGCAUCUCCGGCGUCUCAAGAUAGAAUCGUGUGAUAUUCUGGAAAAUGUCAUUACAAAUGGAGAGGCACUAGCAACCGGGGGCAUUGUCUUUCCUUGCUUAACUAACUUGAAACUUCAUGAUCUGCCAGAACUCUGCAGCUUCUACCACGAGCGCCACACAUCAUGCAAAGAAAGCCAUGAACAAUCAGGCCGGAAGGAUGAGGACAGUCUCCACCAUCAAAUUCAGCCAUCGCUAUUUUGGGUUGAGCAGGUUUCAUUCCCCUCCUUGGAGAAAUUGGCGAUUUCAAGUAUAGGCAAGUUAAAGAUGAUAUGGCAUGGGCAAGCUGCUCCAGAUGCUUUCAGCAAAUUGACAGAGAUUAAGGUGGAAAGAUGUAAUAAGCUAGAGCAUGUGUUCGAAUCCGAUAUGCUACAGUCUUUCGUGAACCUUGAAAAGCUGAGAAUUACAGACUGCUCUUCAUUAUCGGUCAUAUACGAUCUGCAAGGGCUCGUAGUGAACCCGGGAGUGGAAAAUGCUGCCACCACUGCCCAUCUGAAAGAAUUGGAACUGAAUGGGUUGAGGGAGUUAAAGCAUAUAUGGAACGGGGACCCCACAGGAAUCGUCAGCUUUCAGAACUUGUCCACUGUUGAUGUUACUGGAUGUGGAAGUCUCGCGUAUCUUUUCCCUGCCUCUCUGGCAGAAAGCCUUCUGAAGCUUGAGAAGCUGUCGAUUAGGACAUCAAGCCAGCUAGAGGUGGUUGUUGCUGAUGAUGAAGUGGACAAAGUAUCCGAUGACCGGAAACUAAUCUUUCCACAACUGGAAGACCUCACACUCGAGAAAUUACAGGAACUCAAGAGCUUCCAUUCAGGUAGACAUAUUUUGCAGUUCCCCUUGCUGAAAAAAUUGACGGUUGAAGGGGUAGGCGACCUAGUGGAGCUCCUCGCUUCUGACUUUGGGAGUUUCUCAGUGCCAUCUGAAAAAGGUUCUCCAGCACUCCAACAACCUCUGUUCUUAGUUGAUAAGGUUUCAUUCCCUCGGUUGGAGGAAUUAAGUAUUACAGGCAUGAAGAACUUAGCAACGAUAUGGCACGGUCAAAUGACUGAAGGAUAUUAUUUCACCAAACUUAAAGAGAUCAUUGUAAAAGGCUGUGAUGCCCUGGUUACCAUAUUCCCACCCAACACGGUGCAUGCAUUACGGAAACUCGAGAAGCUGCAUGUAAUAUCUUGUCCUUCAUUGAGGGUCAUCUACCAUAUGCAAGGGCUCACCCAGGACAGAGUGGAAUAUUCUGGUCAGGUUGUUGUUGGGGCUCAGCUGAAAGAAUUGCUUCUUCAGGAAUUACCAAAAUUGGAGCACAUCUGGAAUAUUGCAGAUCCUGGAAGGAUUCUCAGCUUUCACAACCUGGACUCGGUCAAAGUUGAGAAAUGCGAGACUCUCAAGUAUGUCUUCCCUCCCUCUGUGGCGAAGGUUCUUUACAACCUUAAUGAGUUGUGGAUAGAGAAUAAUCGGGGGCUAGAGGAGAUUGUUGCAGCAGCAGUUGAGAAAGUGGAAAUAGCUGCAGGUACCUCGGAAUUUGUAUUUCCUCGAGCUACAAGUCUGAAGCUCUCUGGACUCCUGGGGCUCAAAAGUUUCUGCCAAAGGCGGCAUAUCUCCAAAUGGCCCUCGUUGGAAGAAUUGGAGAUCACAAGCUGCGAUCGCAUCCAGAACUUGUUCUGUCAUAUUGAUUUUUUCCAAGAAGCAGCCGGUAACAGUAAUGAUGUGGGAUCUCCUCCUCAGCAAACCCUCUUCUUCGUAGAUAAGGUUUCCUUCCUUUGCUUGGAGAGAUUGAAGGUUUCAUCCAUGAACAGCCUGACAACAAUAUGGCACUCUCAAGUCGAUGCGGAUUCUCUCAGCGAACUUAUAGAAAUCACGGUAGAAGGAUGUGAUAAACUGGUAACCUUGUUCCGCCCCGGCACAGCACGCUUGUUUCAAAACCUUGAGGUUCUAAAUAUAAGAAGAUGCAGGGCGUUGGAAGUGGUGUAUGAAAUAGAGGAGAAUGCCGGUUCUCAUCUUCCUGGCUUGGUAGCGGUCACCAAACUGAAAAAGCUGUCUCUCACUGAUUUGGCGAAUUUGCAGCACAUAUGGAGAAUGGACCCGAGAGGGAUCCUCAGAUUUCAGAAUUUAAGCUCAGUCUCAGUUAUGGGAUGCAGCAGCCUUGGGUAUCUCUUCCAUGCCUCUGUGGCAAAAGCCCUCGUCCAGCUUGUUGAGCUGGAGGUGAAAGAUUCGAGCCUAGAGGUAAUUGUUGCAGAAGAUAAAGGCGUGCCACCUGCCAGUACCCUGGAAUUUGUUUUCCCUCGAGCUACCAAGCUGGAGCUCUCAGACCUGCCGCAGCUCAAAAGCUUCUACCCAGGCAAAUAUAUUUCUCGAUGGCCCUCACUGAGAGAGUUGAUGAUCUUUAAGAGCAACAAGGUUGAGAUAUUUGCUUUCGACUCGAAGAAAUCCCGAGCAAUAACCAGGACUGGCAAUCAAGCUGAACAACCCCUGUUCUUGGUUGACAAGGGAACAUUUUCCAUUGGAGAAACACUGCAUAUGCAACACAAUGAUAACAUGAAACAGAUCAUAUGGAGUGGGCGCAACCAUCCCAAGCUGACAUGCUUCUCAUCAGGGGUCCACUUCCAUUUCACGAACCUCACGGCUCUGAAAGUUGAGAAUUGCCGCUCUUUGAAGAACAUACUCAACCCAAACAUGGUGUCGGAACUCCCUUGGCUUGCAACACUAGAAAUUAGGGACUGUGCAAUGCUGGAGGCAGUGAUUGUAGGAGAGAAGAAAGCGAGAAGACGUAACAUCAGGCUGGGAAAGUUGAGAUAUAUAACUCUAGAGUCCUUGCCCAAGUUGGUUAGCUUCUGCCCUCGCGGUUGCUUAUUUGAAUGUCCAUCUUUGAAGGGCAUGACCCUAAAAAACUGUCCUGAAAUGAGGACAUUCACUUCUCCACACCUGAAAGAGAAAGCAUUGAAUGCGAUGGGUGAAAACAGCAAAGAAUCAUACUCAAGUAGUGGUGAUAUUGACAUACGUCGAGAACCCUUCUUCAGUGAAAAGGUUUCAUUCCCUCAAUUGGAGAAAUUAAGAAUAUCAGGCAUGAAAAAUUUAAGAACGAUAUGGCGUGGUCAAAUAACUCGAGAUUGUUUCAGCGAACUUCAAAAUAUCACAGUAGAAGGUUGUGAUUCACUGGUUACAAUAUUCCCACCCUGCAUGGUCUGUGCAUUAUGGAAACUCGAGAGGCUGAAUUUAAAAUCUUGUUCUUCAUUGGAAGUCAUCUAUGAUAUGCAAGGGCUCGCUCAGGACGACAUGGAAUAUUCUGAUCACGUAAUUGUUGGGACCCUGAGCUGAAAAAAUUGUGCCUUAGUGGUUUACCAAAAUUGGAGAACAUCUGGAAAAUUGCAGAUCCGGGAAGGGUUCUUAGCUUUCACAACCUGGACUCGGUUAAAGUUGAGAAAUGCGAUAGUCUCAGGUAUCUCUUCCCUCCCUCUGUGGCGAGGGUUCUUUAUAACCUCGAUGACCUGGUGAUAGAGGAUAAUAUAGGGCUAGAGGGAAUAGUUGUAGCAGCAGUCGAUGAGGAAGUGGAAACAGCAGCAGGUACCCUGGAAUUUGUAUUUCCUCGAGCUACACAUCUGAGGCUCUGGGGACUCCCGGGGCUCAAGAGUUUCUACCAAAGGCGGCAUAUCUCCAAAUGGCCCUCGUUGGAAAAUUGCAGAUCAAUCACUGCGACAGCAUCCAGAACUUGUUCUCUGAAAUCGACUUGCUCCAAGAUGCACCCGGUAAUGGUGUGGGUUUUCCUAAUUCUCAACAAACAGGCCUCUUCUUGGUAGAUAAGGUUUCAUUUCCUCAAUUGGAGGAAUUAACAGUUUCUGGCAUGAAGAAUUUAGGAACGAUAUGGCGCAGUCGAAUAACUGGGGAUUGUUUCAGCAAACUUAAAGAAAUCACAGUAGAAGGAUGUGAUGCACUGGUUACCAUAUUCCCACCCAACACGGUGCGUGCAUUAUGGAAACUCGAGAAGCUGAAGUUAGAAUCUUGUUCUUCAUUGGAAGUCAUCUACGAUAUGCAAGGGCUCACUGAUGGCAGCUUGGAAUAUUCUGAUCACGUUCUUGU